UGCACUGUGUCCUUCGGACACAGCAGAUCACCGAUCCACGGAAAGAGCCGAAGAUGUCGGCUCGGUUAUGUGAUCAGCUGUGUCCAAUCACAGCUGAUCACUGAUCAUCAGAGCACUGAUGAUCAGUGUGCCCUGAUGAUCAGUGUAGCCCCAGCAGUGCCACCUGUCAGUGUCCAUCAAUGCCAGCUCUCAGUGCUCAUCCAUGCCGCCUGCCAGUGCCCAUCAGUGCCACAUUUCAGUGCCCAUCAGUGCCACAUCAAUGCCACAUAUCAGUGCCAUCUGAGCUGCCUUUCAGUGUCACCCAUCAGUGCCAGUCAGUGCCACCUAUCAGUGCUGCCAAUCAGUGCCACCUAUCAGUGUCAGUCAGUGCUGACUAUCAGU
Messenger RNA from Staurois parvus, 381 nucleotides. Lineage: Eukaryota; Metazoa; Chordata; Amphibia; Anura; Ranidae. The record is from the annotation of a GenBank genome assembly.